Neogale vison (American mink) is the source of this 918-nucleotide messenger RNA. RefSeq names its product sperm acrosome associated 1 (gene SPACA1). Gene Ontology annotation, cellular component: acrosomal membrane. The transcript has 7 exons. The record is from RefSeq and is a predicted model, not a curated record. The coding region runs from base 16 to 918 and encodes 300 amino acids. Gene Ontology annotation, biological process: acrosome assembly. Lineage: Eukaryota; Metazoa; Chordata; Mammalia; Carnivora; Mustelidae.
UCGGGGCCGAGAACCAUGAGCCCCGGGGGCGCGGGCUGCUCCAGCGGGCUGCUACUGACGGUCGGCUGGCUGCUCCUGGCGGGCCUGCAGUCCGCCUGUGGGACGAACGCCACCGCCGCCGCCCAGGAUCCCGGCUUGGCCCGCGAGGGCGAGGGCGAGGGCGAGAAUGAGGCGGAGGAGGAGGCCGAGAGCGAGAGCGAGGCUGAGAGCGAAGCCCAGUCUGUGGCUGAGGAGGAUGUUUCAAAUACGACAGUAGUCAAAGAAGUAGAAUUUGGGAUGUGCACCGUUACAUGUGGUGUUGGUAUCAGAGAAGUCAUACUAACAAAUGGAUGCCCUGGAGGUGAAUCCAAGUGUAUUGUACGGGUAGAAGAAUGCCGUGGACCAGUAGAUUGUGGCUGGGGUAGACCAGUUUCAGAAAGUCUUGAAAGUGUUAGACUAGCAUGUAUUCAUACAUCUCCUGUAAAUCGCUUCAAAUAUAUUUGGAAACUUCUAAGGCCAGACCAACAACCCAUUAUCCUUGCAAAUGAUUCAGCAAUCCUGGAAGUACGCAGGGAAGUUCAUCCCUCGGUUUUUGAGUGUUCUACCGUGGAUAAUAAUGAAAUAAUAGCAUCUGUGAAAUUCACAGUCUAUACAACAAGUGAAUUGCAAAUGAAAAGAUCAAGCCGACCAGAUACUGAUGCAGUCCUAGUUUUUGUGCUGACCAUAGGAGUUAUUAUCUGUAUAUUCGUGAUCUUUAUACUUAUCUUCAUAAUUAUAAACUGGGGGGCAGUCAAGUCUUUCUGGGGAGAAAAAGCCUCAACAACUGAGAUACAGUCUGAGCUGAGUUCAACAAGAUACAAAGAUUCAACUUCUCUUGACCAAUCACCAACAGAAAUACCUGGAAAUGAAGACGAUGCUUUAAGUGAAUGGAAUGAAUGA